Ilyonectria robusta is the source of this 1711-nucleotide messenger RNA. Its product is annotated as peptidase S8/S53 domain-containing protein. The record is from RefSeq and is a predicted model, not a curated record. The coding region runs from base 1 to 1704 and encodes 567 amino acids. Gene Ontology annotation, molecular function: tripeptidyl-peptidase activity; serine-type endopeptidase activity. The transcript is spliced from 2 exons. Gene Ontology annotation, biological process: proteolysis. Lineage: Eukaryota; Fungi; Ascomycota; Sordariomycetes; Hypocreales; Nectriaceae.
AUGCGACGCAGCUACCUAGUCUGGUCUUGGCUCCUCUCACCAGUCUGCCAUGCAUCUCCCCACGAAUUUCUUCAAGAAGUACCUGGCGACUAUGUGCGGCUGGGAGCUGCACCGCAAGAUCAACUCCUGUCACUGAGAUUCUAUCUCGCGGAGCUAGACAAGCCAUAUCUCAAAGUGGCCGAGGAGGUCUCGAACCCCGAUUCUGAGCAGUACGGCCAGUACUUGGACGCACAUGAGCUGCGAAGCAUCUUGCCCGACAUGAGCCUUGCUUCCAGCAAAGUGACACGCUGGCUUGAAGACGAGGGUUUAUCCAACCAUACCACAAACCCCGAACGAAUCGACGUCACAGCAGCAGUUGCUGACUGGGAUCGCGUCCUAAAUACUACGUUUCUCCAAUUUCGACACAGGGCUACUGGCCGUACUGUGGUUCGUACUACUGAGUACAGUGUCCCAGCCACGCAAAAAGAAGCAAUCGACUACAUUUAUCCCACGGUGCAAUUUUUUCGAUUAUCGACCAAUCCCGCAAAAGUGCUCAAGAGACAGCACAUACCCACCGGACCCAGCAACUGCUCAAACAGCGUUUGUCCAGCUCAACUGCGAACAAAGUACAACAUCAAUUACGGUCCCCCUGACGGAUUCCUGAACAACUUUCCCAACGUCACGGAUGUUAAAGCCUUCUUAUCAAAAUACGACAAGAAGAAUCCAAAGUCCAUCCCUGCCAUCAACGUCGUCUCUGUCAACAAGGGUACUCUAAAGCCUCCAGCAGACGGAGGCUCCCUCACUGUCGAGGCCGAACUUGACCUGGAUUACUCAAUGGCUUUCACCGGUCCACUACCCGUCAGCUUUUACUCAGUAGGCGGGCAUGCACCCAAGGUCGGUCAAAAGCCCAGCACGCACAUCACGCCGGACGACAACGAACCAUAUGCCGAAUUUUUCGAGUAUGUGCUUGCUUUGAAGAACCCGCCCAAAGUCAUUUCCAUCUCUUACAACGACGACGAGAAGAAUGUUCCAAUCGCCUACGCGAGACGUGUUUGCGAUCUGUUCGCAAAGGCUGCUGCACGAGGUAUUUCCAUCGUUGGAUCUUCGGGAGAUGGAGGAGCAGCCGGCGCGGGCGGAGAUAGCACAUGCCUAGGAGUAUCGGGCAAGAAACGACUUUUCGUCCCGACCUUCCCAUCGAGCUGCCCGUGGAUGACAUCUGUGGGCGCUACCGCAGACUAUGGCGGUGUGGCAUCUUUCAGCUCUGGAGGUAUGUCAAAUGUCUUCAAACGUCCCUCCUGGCAAGACAAGGCUGUGGCUGGGUAUAUUAAAGCCUUGAAGGGAAAGCACAAGGGUUAUUACAACACCACUGGUCGUGCACAGCCAGACGUGAGUCUUCUUGGCGAUGAUUAUCUGACUCUCACUGGAGGCCAGGCCAGCAUCCACGAUGGCACGAGCGCAUCUGCGCCAGUAUUUGCAGCUAUGGUUGCUCUUAUCAACGACAUGCGCCUUCGGGAGAAGAAACCUGUCUUGGGAUUUUUGAAUCCUAUACUGUACUCGGCCAAGGCUAAUUCAGCCUUCCGGGAUGUCAAAGACGGGAGCAAUUCGGUAGGAUGCGCAGACGGGAACUUUUUUGAAACUGGUUGGGAAGCACUUGCUGGCUGGGAUGCAGCUACUGGACUAGGUGAGCCUAAUUUUGCGGAACUAGCUACUAUUUUAAAGGUGUAGUUUACAG